Colletotrichum graminicola M1.001 is the source of this 990-nucleotide messenger RNA. RefSeq lists its product as uncharacterized. Lineage: Eukaryota; Fungi; Ascomycota; Sordariomycetes; Glomerellales; Glomerellaceae. The transcript has a single exon. The record is from RefSeq and is a predicted model, not a curated record. The coding region runs from base 1 to 990 and encodes 329 amino acids.
AUGCCAUCCGUUGCCGAGGAGCAUCCCCGGCUGAUGGCGCCCGGCAGGAAACGCAGACGGGAUGUCAACGACUCCAGCAACGACCUGCAGCUACAAGGUUCUCUGUACGAGAAACUCGCCCAAUACCACUCGGCCGCGGCCGCCGCGACGAACAACUGGAACGCUGACGGCGUGUUUGGAAGCAGGCCCGUUCAGCAACAGAUCCAGCAGCAGCAGCAGCAGCAGCAACAGCAACAACAAAACUUCUUCCCUCUCUUCCCCGGCAGUAGCAAUGACCGAAUGAUAUUCCAAUACGGCUUGCCGACCAACACAAACACCGCCACAGAAGACUCCCGCCAGAACCUGGACCCAGUGCCCCGGAAGAUAGCUCCCCUCCCUAUGCCUAAGCGACAGCGCAUGUUCGACGAGGAGGGUGCGGAUCUGGAUAGCACGGAUGGGGACCUUUCGACACAGCCCAGCAGUCCGAGACAACGACGGAAUAGCAAAUCACCGCCGGCGUCCCAAAACGACUCCCGAACAAACCAAGAACGGACGGAUGCAGCGGGCAAUAGGUCAAAGACCCCCUCAUCCCUAAGUCCCUGCCACAUCUGCCACCGCCGGCCCACCAAGAAGUCAGACCUCGACUCAUUCGCCGACUGCCAGGGUUGCGGUCUGCGUUCGUGCUUCGUGUGCAUCAGAGAGUGCCAGGGCUGGCGGAAGGACGGGCGCCCCAGUAGCAGUGGCGACACCGACCUGAAUCAAGCGGAGCAAGAGCCGAAGCAAGGGGGCACUGACCUCUCACGCUCAUGCCAGAUGGACGACGUCGAUGACGACCGGCAACGACAGUCGAGGGAGGGCGAAGAGUCGAAGCAGAAUGUACAGUCAGCGAGAGAGGACGGCUGGACAGGCGGCGGACACAGACAGAUGGUUUGCAGCCGCUGCUGCAUCGAGAAGGGUGCCGAGGGCGACGUCGUCUGUCUGGGUUGCCUGUCACGCAUGGAAUCCGUCUAA